CACCCACGCAUAUAAAUUAACAUUUAUUUUAUAAUUUUUAUUAACAACGCAUCGUGAAAAUGAAUGGAGGCGAUAAUGGAGAGCCUAUUCGUGCUCCUAUUAAUGGAGAUGGUCCUAUGGUUAUUAUUGAGAACGAAGGAGUAGUAAAUCCACCAGCUAGACCUGAUGACAUUGAAAGUGCUGAUAAUAUUGAACAAUUGUUUCGUGUUGUCGAAAAUUUGACUCGGGAAAAUUUGAACAUCAUGCAAGACCUUGUCAGAAUGACAGGACUUGGCGAACCCCAUAACGUAGAGGAAGAAGACAUAACAAAGAGAAUUGGAGGAGAGAAGACACUAGAGGAAGAUCUAGCCAUUGAUUCCACACUGAUUGACCUCGCAGAUAAUACACUGAGUCGUCUCAAAGGUGUAUUAAAAUGGCUGCAAGAGAUUCAGCCUCAGAAAUUUGACGUCCCUCAGUUUAAUGAUGCCAUAGAGAAAGUCCUUAGGCAACUGGUAGACAAAAGGGUCUACAUUUGCGUCUUGGGUCGAUACAAUGUCGGCAAGACUACUCUAAUUAAUGCCUUGCUAAGGAAUGAAGUGUUACCUGUUCAUAUUGUACCAGAGACGGCCAUUACAUUGUACAUUCAGCAUGAUGACAAGUUAAAGGAUACUGUCCAUGUACCACCAGAACCUAGACUCAUUAACUAUGAUGACUCACAACUUUUGGCUAAAGGAGUAGAGCAGGUGAGAAAAACGUUGAGUAAACUUCAUCGUGAGAUCAGAGAAAAAUCAGUUAGGAGUAACAACAACUAUCUGCUCAAGAUCAAUUUUCCACUUUUAAGUGUAAGGUACGAGGAUAAUGAAAAACUCAAUCGGAACCCAGUACCAAUGCUAGUUGAUACUCCCGGCUCUAAUGAAGUCGGGGAGGCACAGUUUCAGAUAAUGGCCGAGCAGAACCUCAAAUCAGCAGCUGCUUAUAUCUUUGUGAUGAAAUAUGAUGACAUUAAGAAUAAAGAGGACUAUGCUGCCCUGAAGAUGAUAUACGACAGAGACCCAAGUAUAUUUCAGAGUGAGAGGCUCACUAUUGUCAUCACUUAUUAUGACAAGGCUUAUGAGAAUGAGCACAGCCAUAUGACAGUCAAGGCUAUACAAGAGCUUGUGGCAAGGACAAUCAGUCAAGAGAUCAAAGCCAAUGUAUCUAAUAAUAUAAUAAUACCUAUCUGCGGAAAACUAGCUAGUGAUGCCCGUCAGUGUGGCAGAAUAAGUGGUGCUAAACGGACUUACAAUGAAGUACAGAUGAGUAUAAUAUCGGUCAAAUCUUUUGAGUCAGUUGACUCCGAUCUCAGCAAAACUUCACAGGAAGUUUUUUCAAUGCAGAAAGAUGAUGUACUUAGAACUGCAGAGGAGGUUUGUAGGAUUGCAGAACUCGAGGAGAGGAUCAAGUUAGUGAUAGCAAAGCUGUCUUCAGUUUGGAAGAGCAACAUUGUUGGAAGCUGUCACUCUUUCCUUGAUUCUACCUCUGAUUGUAUCAGCCAACUACAAGAAGUAGUGGAAAGAGAUGUUAGAGAUAUUACUGAUCAGAUACAUCAUGCUUCCAGGGCAGUUGAUCAUCAUAAGGAUAUGUUAAAGAGCAUUACACGUGAAUCAGAAGUAUUAAUACGUCUGAGAGAGUCCUUUGAUGCUGACGCAAACUAUGAUGCUAAGUUUCACAGAAAAAUUGAAGACCGUCUUCAAACUCUGAAGCAUACAUUGACUGAGAAAAGAAGAGUUAGGAAAUACAGCAUUCAGGAGCUAACAGCAGAGGUCAAUGAAUCAUUUCAGAAGAAUGUAAUGACGGAAAUAAAGACGUGGUUCUUUCAAACUAAAUUUGUCAAGUGUCAGAGAUGUCUUCAUCUAAGAACCCAGAGGAUAUCAGAGAAGUUUGGGCGGUUUCGGGCAGCAGUGGCAAUGGUACAGGAACAUGGGGCAACACCACAAACAAUGGCAUCAUUCUAUCAAGAACUUGGAGCUGAACCAGUUGGUGAUGAUGUUGAUGAUGUAAUGGAGUCAAAACUAAAUAACAUGGCAGUAGCUGAUUUAAAUACAAUCAUUCACAAGACAUAUUCAUUUCGAAUGAAGCUACCAUUUGUAAAAGCCAAUGUUCUAAAUGAAGAAGAUAUUAUUGAUCAGUUGGUUGCAAAUAGGAGAAAUGCGAUUAAAGAGCUUCAUGGAGAGUUCUUUGCAGCCAUUAAGGAGCCCAUUGUAUUACAUUUUUUCAAAUUAUAUGUGAACACUGUGUUGAAAGAGUUGCAGAUGUUUGAGAGGAUGUUAGAGAGAGAUGGAGGUCACGAGAAAGUUCGCAGAGCUUUUGAUAAAAAGGAUGAGUUGGCUCCAAAGCAACAAAUAAAGAGGGACUGUCAAGUCUUGCAAAGUCACCUUAAAAAAUUAAAAUCAAAACUGACCAUUAUGUCAGAGCAGUAGAGUAACAUUUUCUUCUAUUUGUAACUGUGCAUUAUUAAUAUUUGUAUUUUCAUAUACAUAAUGUGCAAACAAAAUUAAUGAACAA
This is a messenger RNA of Amphimedon queenslandica, 2523 nucleotides long. RefSeq lists its product as uncharacterized. The record is from RefSeq and is a predicted model, not a curated record. The transcript is spliced from 19 exons. Bases 60 to 2438 code for a protein of 792 amino acids. Gene Ontology annotation, molecular function: GTPase activity. Lineage: Eukaryota; Metazoa; Porifera; Demospongiae; Haplosclerida; Niphatidae. Gene Ontology annotation, cellular component: mitochondrial outer membrane. Gene Ontology annotation, biological process: mitochondrial fusion; mitochondrion localization.